Messenger RNA from Cololabis saira (Pacific saury), 1541 nucleotides. It is a transcript of the gene emd, whose product is annotated as emerin. The transcript is spliced from 7 exons. The record is from RefSeq and is a predicted model, not a curated record. Bases 128 to 691 code for a protein of 187 amino acids. NCBI's taxonomy places the organism in Eukaryota, Metazoa, Chordata, Actinopteri, Beloniformes, Belonidae.
AAACAAUCGCCUGGCCAUUGAUGUGGGAGGAGUUACUUCCAGCUCUUUUUUUUUGGGGAACUGAAACCGAAGCUCAAACGAAACAACUAGUUUCAAAAUCACUCAAAUUUCCCCAAGCGAGGGAAAGAUGUCUUCGCUCAGUAACAAAUCUGCCCAGGAAAUUAGCGAGCUGUUGGAUGAAUACGGGAUCAAGCAUGGCCCUGUGGUCGACUCCACCAGAGGUCUCUAUGAGAAGAAACUGAGAGAAGCCAUGGCCAAAGGGAAGAAAUCCAGGCCAUCUUCUGAUAAAACCUAUUACAGGGAGGAAGAGGAAGAAGUCACCUACGUUUACAGGACACCAACCAGAACUGAUGCAUCUGGAGACAUUGGAGCUUACAUGAGGCCAUCAAAGCCAGAGUGGGUUGAGAAGGAGUUUGAACAAGAAGCUUCCUACUACUCACGGUCCACAUCUGGAGCUGGAAGAAAGGAUUAUGUUGAUGAGCCACGCAUGUAUGACAGUCCGUCCACGUACAGAAACUCCUCUCUAAAAGCAACCCCCAUGAAAUCAGGUCAAGAUGCUCCAAAGAAACCAAAGUCCUCUCGCCUCAUUCCACUGUGGGUCCAGUUCUUGUUCUUCGUGGCCGUGGCCGUCUUCCUCUACUUUGUUUUCACCAAUAUGGAGACAAAUGAAUUCUUCAAAGGAAUCGAAUGAACUUUUUUUCUUCUUUAAAUUGAUGCUGAGGGGUGACACUCCGUUGCAUUUUUAUAUUGAGGAAUGUAUUUUAGACUGGUAGAAAUGGUGGUUUAUACAGUAUUUGUGCGUUCAUACAUGGAUAUCUAUUUGCUUGCUCUAUUUCUGACUGUAUAAAUAUAUAUUUUAUCUAGCUUCACUACAGCACUGCACCAACGAUCCAAGACGAUGCCAGCUGAAGCACACUAAACCUUUGUCUUUUGUGCAAAUAGCAGCUUUCUGUCCAGACACUUGCGGUGUGACUUCUUGAAAUCAUCUGCAGAUGCUCGCCGUUCAAGGUGCUAAAGUUUUAGAUGUGAUAAAUACUAUAAAUAACAGCAUUUCACUCUCAAAUGAGAAAUCUAAUUUUGUCAAAUUUUAACAUGUUUGAAAGUGGGGGUUUUGUCAACUUGAACAAUCAAAAGCCCAUUUGAAUGUUUGUUUUUUAAUAUUUGUAUCUCCAAUGAACCUCUGGUUUAUAGUUGUUUAAUCUGCCUGCUGGGGAAGACUUGUGAGGCGUUGCAAAUGUUCUUUACGUUUGAGCAUGCAGACAGUUUUUGUUUUUUAAUUGUGUUAAUUAAAUUAAAAAAAAUAUAUUUCAGAUUUAAAUUGAAGUGCCUCAGUGUUGUAAUGAUUGGGAUAUAACUGUAAAUAUUUGAAAUGUUUUUCCAGUUGAAAAUAUAAAAGUUGCACUACACGCUGCAGUUGAAUAGGUUAGGCUUUCUUCUGGAAUAAUUGAUAUCACUUUUAUAUUACAUUAUCCAGACAUAUUCAGGUUUGUUGUGGUUUGUUUAUAUUGAUUUCAUUUUAAUAAAGAGCUUAUAUAUAUGUA